AUGAGCGCUCCGCCCCCGCCUCCGCCGCAUGGCGAGGCGCCCAAGACAACGGGCGGAAGCGGCGGCAGCGGACUACCGCCGGGCAACUAUGACAUUUUUGUCAUCCCAGAACACUCGGCCGGUUCCGGCUUCAUAUACCUCCCCUCGAUGCGGCCGAAUAUCAACAGCUUUGUUGCCGGCUUCGCGAGUGCCUUGGCUAUUGUCGCACUCGGCAACAGCAUGGCACCCGCUUUCCGCGCCUGGUGGGCCAACUUUCAGGGCAUGGGAAACGUAGGGUUGGCAAUGCUGGUCAUCGCCGUCGGACUGGGAGCGUGGUCAUUGGGCCGGAUUCAACACGACGGCCCACAGUCAAAUGAAGGCACUGGCAGCAACCAAGGAUCGUCUCGAAGCGGCUCGCCCGGCUCUGGUCCUAGUUCGCCUGGGCAGGGUGCCGGUGCUGGCACAAAUGGAGGCGCCCACCAUCAAAGCGGUCAUCAGAGUGGCCACGGCAGUGCCGGCGGUGGACAUCACGGGUACAACUCUGCACCACCACCGCAGCAAUCCUCUCCACCACCUCCUCCGCCUCAAGAAUCCGAGUCCGAGCAGCCGAAGCAAGCGCCGCCUCCUCCCACACAAGAUCCGCCUCCGACGCAACCACCUCCACAACCGGGCCAACAACAACAGCAACAACAAUCUGGAUCCGAGCAGCCUAAGCCAACAUGGCAGCAAAGCCAACAGCAAAACUACCAACGGCAGGCUCCCCGACCGAAGGCGCAACCAAGCACUCCGGGAGCUGAGUCGGCCAAGAAUGCAUGGCAAAAGGCGCGCGAAGAGACUCGGCGAAAAGAGGAAGAGCGUAAGGCACAAGAGGCCGAAAAGAAACGACGAGAAGAAACUGCCGCCAGGCUUCGCGUAAUUCGUGAACGAGAAGCACGAGAACGUGAGGCACGCGACCGCCGUGAACGCGAAGACAAAGACAAACGAGAGCGCGAGCUCAGAGAGACUCGCGAGCGAGAGAUGCGUGAACGCACCGAACGAGAAAACCGCGAAAAGGAGCUCAAAGCCCAGCGAGAGCAACUGGAAAAGGAACUCCGCGCCAAGAUUGAACAGGAAGGACGAGAUAAGGAACAACGUGAAAAGGCAGAACAGGAACGACACGCAAACGACAUCCGCGAACAAAUCGAACGUGCCGCACGCGAGCUUGCUGAGAAGGAAAAGGCGCGCAAAGCCAAAGAAGACGAGGAGCGCCAGAAGGAGCUUGACCGCAUCAACCGAAAGGGCAGCUCGUAUGCCUUCUCGGCCGUGGGCGAACGGACCAACCCCUGGCCCAACGGCAAGCCACCGGUGCCUCCGUCUGUUGCGCCGUCUUCGUCCCCUGCUGGAGCACAGGCCCCCCGAUCAGCCCCACCUCCAACGACCGGUGGGCAGUCCUCCUACGGCGGUGCGUCCCCCCGCAAGCCCGGCCCUGCCCCGUCCUCGGCCGGCCCGUCCAAGAAAGCUCGUGUGCAAGACGAAGAAGAGACGUAUUCGUACCGACCGUACGACAAGCCGAAGAGGCCGCAGCCGGUACGCAAAAAGUCCAUCUCCGACUUGUCCGAAUCGUCUUGGGCGCCGUCUCAUUCCACGGCCCACACGUCGCCACCGCCGUCGAUGCGGCAGCCGUACACGACGAACGAUCCCGACAAGAUUGUCAUCCGCGCGGUGUACGGCUUUUUGAACCAGUUUGCCAAGACACCCUCGUCGCAGCUGCUGUCGGGCGUGGGUUCCGUGACGGACGGACUCAUCCUGCGCAUCACGACGGAGGGCCUGUUUAUUGACGACGAUGUCCGCGGCGUCCCCCAGCGCGAAUGGGACGUGAAAGCGUGGACCCUGAAGCUGGUAGAGGUAUGGUGCCCCGCGCAUGCUGUUGCUCUUGCGAAUUCUGCUGCGAACGACCACAUCAAUUCUGUCAAGCCCUCGGCCGCCAACGUCAACAACGCCACGUUCCUGCCGCGUGCCGCCUGGCGCAAGGCGUUUUCGGGCGCCGGCGGCGUGCGGGGCGAGCCGCGGCCGCUGACGGACGAGCAAGCCGACGCCUAUCUCGCCGACAUGCUGCGGGAGUGCAAGGCGCUGUGCGGCCUAGGGCUCUGCGAGACGGUCCACCCCUCUGCAUUUGAUGAUUCUGUGUCUGCUUCUGCGUCGUCUGCUUCUUCCCACUCCGCGGCCCGUACUAAAUUUGAACAGAAUGGCGAGUUCAAGACCAAGGGGCUGCACCUCGUGCGCGCGACCGUGCGCGACCAGGAGGGCAAGCGGUUCCUGUUUGUGCUCGACCAGGAAGAGGCCUGGAAGGUGUCCAAGGGCCUGCAGCGGCUGCGCCAGGGCACGCAGGUGCGGUCCCUGGGCGUGGCCAGCCUCAGCAACUCGGAUGUGCGCACGACGCUCGCGAUGCUGGGCUGGGCAUAG
Molecule: messenger RNA, 2421 nt
Organism: Sporothrix brasiliensis 5110
Lineage: Eukaryota; Fungi; Ascomycota; Sordariomycetes; Ophiostomatales; Ophiostomataceae
Exons: 1
Coding region: 1-2421 (806 amino acids)
Source: RefSeq, a predicted model, not a curated record